UACAAGGCCACUGAUUGGUACGUCUUGCAACGACCGUAGCUAUGGAGGAAAAAACACUUUAGCUGCUUAAAUUUAUAUUUAUGCGGUUGUUUAGUGGUUUCGUGGAGGAGGCGGGGCAUAGGCGGAAGAGUUAAAUUAAUACACAGUAUAGUUGUACUGUUAUAUUUAAACGUUACGUAGAAUUCAAAGCUUAGUUUAUAUUUUUAAAUAUAUACUGGCUUUUAACUUCUCAGGAGUUUCUGAUUGACUGUGAGAUGGAAACUUGUUUCAUCGAUAGACCGACGUCGACAGAUAUAUCGCCAGUUGAUUGCCUAGAGCUACCUGAUAAAACAUUUAGCCAGGUUUGUUAAUUUUGCAAAUUCGUCAUAUUCGCGGUAGCAUGCAAAAUGUUUUGAUCUCGAAUAUUUACUUCAGUAAUGUUUCCUGGAUUGGCUGGCUACCUAUGCAAGUUAGCUGGGUAAGUUAGAUAUUGCCGUAGCGGUUCAUCAGAGUAAUACACGUAGCCAGCUAGCAUAUAUAUUGCUAGCUCCGGACCAUUGGCCCUAGUUAGCCAGCCAGCUAGCUAGAAUUUAGCUCAGGAUCCGAGCUGAGGUGUUGCUUUCACUAUCUACCAAAAAUGCGAUAGAGAGGGAGGGAUGGGGAGAGCAUCCCGCUGAUUCAGCCAGCGGUCCCGUUUGGACCAAAGGUUCUGGGUGAGGCCUGCAGGUCGGGCUUUCGCCGGACUACAGUGAUACAUUCUGACCGAGAGAGAAAGAGGUAGGGGGCCAGCUUUAGCAGCAGUGAACUCGAAGGCCUAGGUGCACGGAAUGGAACGGAUGGAAAUUGACCAGUGCGCAGGCGCGACUGUGGCUACUGGAGGCGGGGCUCUGCGAAGGUCGAACAGCGCCCCCAUGAUUACUGGUGUCAGCGAUGGGAUGGCAGUGUUCAGCUCAGCUGGUUCUGCCCGUUGUCGGCGGAGCAGUGUGUCUGUGAACCCCAGCUGCCCUGGCCUGUUUCAGGCGCUUCCUCUGUCCCCUUUUCCGACGUCCAUAGAGAGAUCGGCUCCCCAAAGGCAGGAUGAAAGCAUGGAACUCAGCUUGCGUGGGAACCUAAGACAGAGUGCUUCCCCUUUGGUGCCACUUCCACCAAUCACACACUGGCAUGAUCACAUUGAUCAGGGAGUCCAUUCUCUGGACAGUGGCGUUACACCCAAUUCGUCACCUAGUCCAACAAGGAGAUUCAAAAACAGGGCAGCCCUGACCACUGCUGUAAGAUGGCCUGUUUUAACACCACUCAAAAGGAAAGGAGGUGUCGAGUCCGAUGCCCCACCCAAGAAACUCUUUGUUGCUGGAGUAACCGAAUCUCCCCAUGUUGCUGGUUAUACAUGUCUCCCACCCAGCUGACAGUCCCCAGGGUGAUGGGUCCACAUCAGCCACGACGCAGGGCAGCCCCCGGUCAUGCCACCCCAAUCAUCCCAGCCUCUAGACAACGGACCGUAUAUGUACCACUUGUAGAGACAAUGGCAGGCUUGUGAGGCAAUCAGAAGGUGAUGACUGGGCUGGUUUAGAGCGAAGGAGAGCUGACGUCCCUGCACAGUAACAAUGCUGAAGUUCGAAAAUAUUGCACCGUAUCACGCUUGAGCGUUGUACUGUCACAGUGUGUAGUCAUAGCUACUGUCAGUUUGCCUGUAACCUGCCAGAGGUUUUUCAGGUUUUAAACACAAUACAGUACAACAGUACUUUCAUUUCCUCCUCAGGCUAAAAUGGUUUCUUAUGCUUACCCUGCAGAGCCCCUAUAUAUAUAAGGCAAUAAUGCAUUGCUCUUGAAGACAUAAAAGCCAUUUUUCUACCAAAAAAAUGGGGGAAAGAAAUUGACAUUAACGGCAAAUGUCCAUUGGACAAAAAGAAUCUUGAUAAUCCUUUGAAUGGGUUAUGUCUGUAUUUUUUUAGGUUAUGUGUACAUUUACUUUGUACAUAAACUGGACAGAAGCUCUGUGUUUUGACCUCAGUAUUUGUGACUAAUGGGGUUUGCAUUCCUCAUUGGGCAGGGCUGUCCGGAGAGAAGCAUUUCAUGGUCCUGCUCAGAUGCAGGACGUUACGUUUUUUCUAUUAUGUAAAAAGAUGUUAGUAGCAGAGAAUCUGCAGUGCAAAGAUGGAAUCAUCAGUCUCUGACAUAUUCUUGCAAGUAAUUUGCCUGUUAGCUUUUCUAAAUACUUCAGUAUAACAAAGUUUUUUUUUUUCCUUUCAGAUUCAGGUUUGCUCCACAAUUAAACAGCAUGUCACAUAAAUUUGUCUAGUUUUUGGAUAUUACUUUAUUUUAUGUAUCAUUCACACAGUGUCUUGAUAAUCCGAUUUUGACUAAAUAUUUCUUUGCUUUGUUUUAAUGGAGCAGAUUUUGUACAGGAGCUAAUAAUAAGUGGCACCUGACAAUUGUCCCUUUCUUGAUAUGAGAAGGACCCACUUUCAGAAUCAGCCUGAAUUAGCCAAGAGCAAAUUAUCUGUUCGCCUGUUGUAACAUGUAAAUGCUCAUUUGUGUGUGUGUGUCUGUGUGUAAAUAUACACAUAAACAACAUACAACAAAACCAUUGAUUGAUAGCCUCCCCAAAAAUUUUUUUUUUUCCUUGGUUUUUCAUGCAAAGUGGUUCCUUGCAUGACAACUAAUAAUGGCAAUAACAUUCAUUCUGGUGUGUAUGCAGUGUUAAGCAACAUGUUAGCUAAAUUGCUGUAAAAAUAUGUAUAUGUUACUUAUUAAUCAGAUUAUCCUCAGUUUAUCAUGAAGUAGUAGAAAACAUGUGAGAAACAUAUUCCAGGGCUGUGCUAAGGUGUUCCAGUGACUAAUAUGUGACUGCAUAUUUCUGAUCUGUUUAAGUACCAGAAAAAUCAUUUUUUACAAGGUUUGUUGGCCAAAAUGCAUGUAUACAUUGUCAUUCAUAUUUUAACAAAAUAUUCAAAACUCCAUGAAUAUAACUUCCACUACUGGAAAACACAGAAUCUGCACAUUUGCCAUCAAGAAUGGCCUUUCGUAUGUGUUUGAAAUUUGUAAAUAGGUUUGAAAAAUAGGAUCAAGUAUUUUUAUGGACUUGCAAGAUUAAAAAAAAAAAAUCAUUCCUCAGUCUUUCAUUCAUGUGAU
This is a messenger RNA of Paramormyrops kingsleyae, 3108 nucleotides long. RefSeq names its product P2R1A-PPP2R2A-interacting phosphatase regulator 1-like. NCBI's taxonomy places the organism in Eukaryota, Metazoa, Chordata, Actinopteri, Osteoglossiformes, Mormyridae. Gene Ontology annotation, molecular function: protein serine/threonine phosphatase inhibitor activity. The record is from RefSeq and is a predicted model, not a curated record.